AUUAUAAUGCUUAAAAUACAGUUUUAAAACUUUAUUUAGUAUAUAUUAUUAUGCUCUGGGGAGAGUGGGGAGGGUAAUACAAUAUACGUUCAGUCAGCACAUGAAAAUUUUCUAGCAUCGUGUUUUGUGUUCCUGACGAAGAAUGUUAAAUUUAGCCUAUGCGUGUCUGAUUGCACUUUAGGGGAUUACGUUGCUUUGUCCAAUAAAUCUCUUCCCAGAAAUCCUGGAAGUAGUUUGGGGAGAAGAGGGGCUAAUGCAGACUUUUCAAGUUUGCCAGAUCAGGAUUUCUGGAUACCGAAAAUCAUGGUGGUGUACUGAAAGCACCAGAAGAAUCAGGAAGUUCCUAGUGUGAAAACUGUCCUUGUAUUGUGAUGCUUUGGGUAUGCCACUCUGUGUUUUUCCCCCCAGCUUCUCAAAACUGAAAUUAUUUGGAAAAAUCACGUUUCACCACCAUGGAUAUCUUUUACACUAGCGGAGUCCAAUUUGCUGAAACGCUUCAGGGUACUCUGCCUGGACUGGAGGACUUUUGGCUUUGGGUAACCUUUUUCGGGGAUCCCAAAUGUGUCUUCAUAAUUUAUUUCCCUCUUGCUUACUUCCUGUUGGAUAAGAAGAUUGGAUUGACGGUGCUGUGGUUGGGCCUAAUCUCAGAAUGGCUGAACUUGACGUCUAAAUGGUUGUUAUUUGGUGAACGGCCCUUCUGGUGGAUCUUUGAAUCUGGAUUUUCCAAGAAGAAGGAUUUUUUUUUCCGUCAGUUCCCAUCCAGUUGUGAAACAGGACCAGGCAGUCCUUCUGGCCACUGUAUGAUCACCGGUGCAGCCCUGUGGCCAAUUGUAAGCAUUCUGGCCAGACAGAUAGCCCAGAAUUCCAAAAGUUGGAUCAUGAGGGCAGUGCCCUUUACUAUUUAUUUUGUCCUCUUGCUGCUUAUCGGACUAUCACGCAUCUUCAUACUUGCUCAUUUUCCCCAUCAAGUUAUUGGUGGCAUUUUGGCAGGGAUCAGUCUAGGCUGGCUACUUCAAUCCUGGGUCCCACUGGAAAGAGGAUUCCGUUUCUACCUGAUGACUUCAUUCUCCCUUGGGCUAAGUGCCACAGCGAUUUAUUGGACAUUGAUUACUCUUGGCAUAGAUCUCAACUGGUCAAUGAAACUUGCUGUGAAGUGGUGUGAAAAUCCCAAGUGGAUCCACAUGGACACAUACCCAUUUGCUUCCCUGUGUCGUGAUACAGCCACAGUCCUUGGACUGGGAUUGACCUUCCACUCUUCAUCCUAUACCCAAUUGAAGCUGGAGAGACUUGGUUGGCUUCAGAGGGGAUGGUGUGCCAUCCUGUCUCUUGUCAUCCUGUACUUCCUAAGUAGUAUUGCCCAACCACAAGGCGUAGCUCUGUGGUAUGGGCUGAAUUUUGUAAAAUAUGCCAGUUUCCCAUGGAUAGUAAUUUCAUUGCUUCCCAAAGCAAUUCAAAUACUGGCCUCUCCAGGAAUACCAUCUCACACAGAGUAGCUGGUUUUUCCUUGAAAUAUUUAUUCUUUUUCCUUAGAUCUUUCCACUGAAGGAAAUGCUGUAUUUCCUUCAAGAUAUAGAGCAGCCGUACCCAAACCAUGGUUCAUGGCCCACAUAUGGUCCUGAACAUUUAGUGAUAUGGCCCCACAAGAUCAUAAAAUUUUAACAUGAAAAUUCAUUCUGCAGGGCACAUCCAGAAGAUCUCCAGUUCAGUCUCCAGCAUUUUCACGGAGGGCUAGAAAAGGUUCUCCAGUAAAAUCAAUGGAAAACUGAAUUAGAUAGUUUGAUAAUUCAAUUUUAUAUAGGGCAGCUUCCUGUAAUUCUAAGUGCUUUGUCUUGCCUUAGUUUGGCCAACAGCUUGAGGUCAAAGUCCUAUCACUGGCCAGUAUAAAAUAGCUGUUUUACCAAAAUGAGGUAGAAACUGUUGUUUCAUGUAUGUCAAAGUUCGCCAUUGUUUGAUGCAAUUAGAAGUAUCCCUGUUGAAGGCACGUAUCCUUAUUCAGUUCUGUAGCCCAAAGAAACCAAGGCAAGAUACGUUGUGUUACUUUUUUUUUUUUUUCUGACUGAUAAAUUCUUCCUAGAGCAAAAAUGGCUACUCUGACAAGCUGUCAAUUUUUCUAAAGCUGGCUGGUUCAUCAUGAGUUAGCAUCAGGGAAGAGCUCUUCGGAAGGGCUGAACUUCCUCUUCCUAAAUAUUCUGUUGCUUUCUGGAAUUGAGUUGGAACGUUUUCCUGAUUUGUGUGAGCAUGGAGCCUCACAAUGGUUACUAUAUGAAUAGUAACAUUCCCUUUCAUAGAGCAGUAUGCAAUUAUUCAGGAAGAAAUUAAUUCUUUUAAAUCCGUGAAAUAUUGGAAGGGCUUCGUAUCCAGAGUUACAACAGUGUCCAAAUCCAGAGCUUUGAAUCCAGAGCUACAACAGUGUCCAAAUAUGCCUGUCCAACAUUUUCUGGUAGAUCCUAGCCAUCCCCUUCAAAAUCAUUUGAGUUCAUUGUCAAACCAUUCUAACCAUCCAACCGUGAUUAACUGAUUUUUUUUUCUAUCCUAUAAUUUAAAUUAAGUUUAGUAUCUAGUUCUGCCUUUCAGAUCAGCAGAAGACUAAUAAAGAGACCUCUUUUAGAAAAGGCAUAAUGGAAUCUUUCCUUCCCUCUUAGUGUGCUAUGUCUCCUUAUCACGUGUGUUUUGCACUACAAUCAAGCAGAUGGUAUUGAAAAUGUUAACUGCACUGGCAUACUUGAUUCAGGGCAGAUCUGCCCACCGAACAAUGGAGAAAUAUAAUCUCAGGAUAUCCCAUAUCUGAUUUGCAAUGUUUAAAAAGAUGUUGCAGUAAAUUAAGAUGUUCAAGUUGAUAUUUUCAACUGAUUGUAUAAUGUGUAUGUUUAUGAUUAAUUCUGUGCAGAGUAGCUGGUAUGAGCUUAUUUUAUACUUUGGUAUGAUAUUUAAUAAACCUAUUAGUUGGAUAUUUCCACAAAUGAAGGGAAACACAAUAAAAGGUUUCCGAUUAUCAAAGAGGUGAGAACACCUCUAUUUGCACUAUUUUGUGAACAGUCUUUUAAGUAUGUUUAUUUUUAAAAGUUAUAUAAGCAGGAUCACUUAUGUAGCCCUUUAUCAGUCUUUUUACUACAGGUAAUUUGUUCUCAGCAUGGCUCUAUCCAUCCAUGUACAGGAGGACAAUAUCUUCAGGCCUAAAAGUCCCCAGAAAAAAGCACACCCUCUGAAAUUACACAUCAUUUCAAGAUGCAGCCUUCACAAAAUGCUUGCAAAGUAGUGGUAUUUUCAAAGACAAGGCACAGUUGCUUGGCAUCCUAAAUAAAGCACUCCAUAAUGCA
Molecule: messenger RNA, 3317 nt
Organism: Pantherophis guttatus
Lineage: Eukaryota; Metazoa; Chordata; Lepidosauria; Squamata; Colubridae
Gene: G6PC3
Product: glucose-6-phosphatase catalytic subunit 3
Biological process (GO): gluconeogenesis; glucose 6-phosphate metabolic process
Cellular component (GO): membrane
Molecular function (GO): glucose-6-phosphatase activity
Source: RefSeq, a predicted model, not a curated record